Pseudomyrmex gracilis is the source of this 1759-nucleotide messenger RNA. Its product is annotated as pleckstrin homology domain-containing family J member 1-like. Gene Ontology annotation, biological process: endosome organization; retrograde transport, endosome to Golgi; receptor recycling. The transcript is spliced from 3 exons. Lineage: Eukaryota; Metazoa; Arthropoda; Insecta; Hymenoptera; Formicidae. The coding region runs from base 693 to 1262 and encodes 189 amino acids. The record is from RefSeq and is a predicted model, not a curated record. Gene Ontology annotation, cellular component: early endosome; recycling endosome; trans-Golgi network.
CAGGAGCUGAAUACAUAAGUGUUUUAAAAUAACACACGAUCUGAUUUCAUCGGUCGUAUGCCAUUUUAAAACUUGGCAAAACUUGAUUAAUUUUCUCUCGCUCGCUGAACUAUGUUGAGCUUUCUAUAUUUAAAAUCAAAUAGAUAUAUAAGGAAGUAUCGGUUAAGAAGAAAAGACAGAAAAAGUACAAAGAGUACAGUGUAUGCGGGAAAGAAACGCUAAAAGAUCUGUUAUUUGUAGAUGUGUUGUGUUACACUUUUUGCACUCGUGAGAGAGAAAAGGCAAAAAUGAGGAAGAAAGAAAAAAUUAAAUAAUUCAUAUAUAAAAUGUUUCAGCAAAUCGAAUUAAGUAAGAGACAAAUCUAUAUAGCACGUUCUCAUCGAGUGAACACUGUUUUGAGCUAUGAUUUUCUUUAUCGAUAAUGCUCAAGUGACAGAAACGUCAUCGAGGAUUAUUCAUAGAUUACUGUUUGCGCUCUAGCGACGCUGACAGUUGACGUAAGUGAUAGUACUUUCGCGGCGAAGAUGCGAGGGAGAGUACAGUAUCACAUAUUGAUCGAGUAACACAAAAGACAUCUUGAAAUCUCGAUUAAUAUGAUUGAAGGAAUUGAGGACGUGAUGCAUUGUCGUAGCUGUGCGAGAUAGCCUUUGCGACACAUUGAUUUAAACUAUCUUCGGAAUUGAGGACCAGACAUGAGAAUCAAUGAGAAAGAACUCGCGGAAGUGAGCUUUGGGCCUGCAGAUAUCGAAGGGCGUCUAAAUCACAAAAGGGCUCACAAGUCAGUGUUUAAAGAAAAAUGGUUUAAACUGAGAUACAAUUUGCUGUUUUAUUUCAACAUCAAUGAUUUAGGACAAAUUGAUACACGACAACCCGCUGGUGUUAUUAUUCUAGAGAAUUACAGCAUCAAUAUAGAUACUUCAUCAGAAGGAGUAUUCGCAUUCAGCAUCUCAUUUCGGGAUGAACACGAGAAACGGCAUGUAUUGAGCGGUCGAUCUGAAUCUCAAGUGGAACAAUGGAUUAAUGCACUCAAAAAAGCAAGUUAUGAGUAUUGGAGAUCCCAAUUAAUCAUGCUUCAAGAAGAGUUAUGCAAAAAAACAGGAAAAGAUCCUUUACUCAUGUAUCCUAGAAAUCAGGGUGUUAUACGAGAUGAAGCUUGGGAAUCUACUUCUACGUUCAGAUCUCACAUACGCUCAUUCACAGCAACAGUAUCUUCAUCCACAAUAGAUACAAUUACAAGAGAAGUUAAUCUCAUAGAACUUUAGUAAAUCUUUUUCAUUAAGCAUAAUGUGUCUGAAUGGAUUUUUUAAAUUAAGAAAGUUAUACGGUAUGUUAUCACACAUCACAGCAAAAUUAUUUCUAAAUAUGUAAAAAUACAACGAAAUAUAAAUAUUUUUUAUUAACAAUAUACAAUUUUACAACAAUAUUACAAAAGAAAUGUAAGUAUUAAUAUUUAUGCUUAAUAUUUUUUUAUGACUAUGACUGCAUUUGUAUAGCUUGUUCUUGUGUUAAAAACAGUCUGUCUUUUUUUUAAUUUGACAUUUUUAGCACAAAAGCAAGCUGUCCAAACGCACCUCAAGAACUCUUGUGCACUAUCAGACAUAGAUAAUACAUCAGUCAGUAUCUUAAAAACUUAUAUAUUACACAUAUACAUAGGAAUUGUAAUUAUUUUGAUACCCACCGUUUCUACCUCUUUCAAUUUGAUGAAGUAUUCAACUAAUAGAUACUCAUUUAUAUGUAAAUUAUAUAUUUAUAAUAAACA